This is a messenger RNA of Plasmodium adleri (nom. inval.), 2172 nucleotides long. RefSeq names its product kelch protein K13. The coding region runs from base 1 to 2172 and encodes 723 amino acids. The record is from RefSeq and is a predicted model, not a curated record. Gene Ontology annotation, biological process: protein homooligomerization. Lineage: Eukaryota; Apicomplexa; Aconoidasida; Haemosporida; Plasmodiidae. Gene Ontology annotation, molecular function: protein binding. The transcript has a single exon.
AUGGAAGGAGAAAAAGCAAAAGCAAAUAGUAUCUCUAAUUUUUCUAUGACCUAUGAUAGAGAAUCUGGUGGUAACAGCAAUAGUGGUGAUGAUAAAAGUGGAAGUAGUAGCGAGAAUGAUUCAAAUUCAUUUAUGAAUUUAACUAGUGAUAAGAAUGAGAAAACCGAAAAUAAUAGUUUCCUUUUAAAUAAUAGUAGUUAUGCAAAUAUGAAAGAUAGCUUAUUAGAAUCCAUUGAUAUGAGUGUAUUAGAUUCCAACUUUGAUAGUAAAAAAGAUUUCUUACCAAGCAAUUUAUCGAGAACUUUUAAUAAUAUGUCUAAAGAUAAUAUAGGAAAUAAAUAUUUAAAUAAAUUGUUAAAUAAAAAAAAAGAUACUAUUGUAAAUGAAAAUAAUAAUAAUAAUAUAAAUAAUAAUAAUUUGACGACAAAUAAUAUAACUAAUAAUCUUAUUAAUAAUAAUAUGAAUUCCCCAUCAAUUUUGAAUACUAACAAAAAAGAAAAUUUUUUAGAUGCAGCAAAUCUUAUAAAUGAUGAUUCUGGAUUAAGCAAUUUAAAAAAGUUUUCAACUGCAAAUAAUAUAAAUGAUAGUUAUGAAAAGAAAAUUAUUGAAACUGAAUUAAGUGAUGCUAGUGAUUUUGAAAAUAUGGUAGGUGAUUUAAGAAUAACAUUUAUUAAUUGGUUAAAAAAAACACAAAUGAAUUUUAUUCGAGAAAAAGAUAAAUUAUAUAAAGAUAAAAAAGAACUAGAAAUGGAAAGAGUACGAUUGUAUAAAGAAUUAGAAAAUCGUAAAAAUAUUGAAGAACAGAAAUUACAUGAUGAAAGAAAAAAAUUAGAUAUUGACAUAUCUAAUGGUUAUAAACAAAUAAAAAAAGAAAAAGAAGAACAUAGGAAACGAUUUGAUGAAGAAAGAUUAAGAUUUUUACAAGAAAUCGAUAAAAUUAAAUUAGUAUUAUAUUUGGAAAAAGAAAAAUAUUAUCAAGAAUAUAAAAAUUUUGAGAAUGAUAAAAAAAAAAUUGUUGAUGCAAAUAUUGCAACCGAAACUAUGAUUGAUAUAAAUGUUGGUGGAGCUAUUUUUGAAACAUCUAGACAUACCUUAACACAGCAGAAAGAUUCUUUUAUAGAAAAAUUAUUAAGUGGAAGACAUCAUGUAACUAGAGAUAAACAAGGAAGAAUAUUCUUAGAUAGAGAUAGUGAAUUAUUUAGAAUUAUACUUAAUUUCUUAAGAAAUCCAUUAACUAUACCUAUACCAAAAGAUUUAAGUGAAAGUGAAGCUUUAUUAAAAGAAGCAGAAUUUUAUGGUAUUAAAUUUUUACCAUUCCCAUUAGUAUUUUGUAUAGGUGGAUUUGAUGGUGUAGAAUAUUUAAAUUCGAUGGAAUUAUUAGAUAUUAGUCAACAGUGUUGGCGUAUGUGUACACCUAUGUCAACUAAAAAAGCAUAUUUUGGUAGUGCUGUAUUAAAUAAUUUCUUAUAUGUUUUUGGUGGUAAUAACUAUGAUUAUAAAGCUUUGUUUGAAACUGAGGUAUAUGAUCGUUUAAGAGAUGUAUGGUUUGUUUCAAGUAAUUUAAAUAUACCUAGAAGAAAUAAUUGUGGUGUUACGUCAAAUGGUAGAAUUUAUUGUAUUGGUGGAUAUGAUGGAUCUUCUAUUAUACCUAAUGUAGAAGCAUAUGAUCAUCGUAUGAAAGCAUGGGUAGAAGUUUCACCCUUAAAUACCCCAAGAUCAUCAGCCAUGUGUGUUGCAUUUGAUAAUAAAAUUUAUGUUAUUGGUGGAACUAAUGGUGAAAGAUUAAAUUCUAUUGAAGUAUAUGAUGAAAAAAUGAAUAAAUGGGAACAAUUUCCAUAUGCCUUAUUAGAAGCCAGAAGUUCAGGAGCAGCCUUUAAUUAUCUUAAUCAAAUAUAUGUUGUAGGUGGUAUUGAUAAUGAACAUAACAUAUUAGAUUCCGUUGAACAAUAUCAACCAUUUAAUAAAAGAUGGCAAUUUCUAAAUGGAGUACCUGAGAAAAAAAUGAAUUUUGGAGCUGCUACAUUAUCAGAUUCUUAUAUAAUUACAGGAGGAGAAAAUGGGGAAGUUCUAAAUUCUUGUCAUUUCUUUUCACCAGAUACAAAUGAAUGGCAACUUGGACCAUCAUUAUUAGUUCCCAGAUUUGGUCACUCCGUUUUAAUAGCAAAUAUAUAA